Pocillopora meandrina is the source of this 714-nucleotide messenger RNA. The record is from the annotation of a GenBank genome assembly. Lineage: Eukaryota; Metazoa; Cnidaria; Anthozoa; Scleractinia; Pocilloporidae.
AUGGGUGAGCAUAAGCUGAAAGAUAUCGUCUUUUACUGUAUCAAGGAUUCCCAUAAGAUGAGGCCUUGCGGCGAGAGGCCCACUAAGUUGUUUCGAUGCGAAUCUGAAAAGAUACAACAGAAAGAACGCAUUGUUGAGGGGGGUGAAACUGCAAAUAUUGAAGUUGCUGUUCUUGGAGAGUCUGGUGUAGGAAAGUCGUCUCUACUUUUACGGUAUUCUGACCAAAUCUUCAUGGAGAAAGUCCCUUCUACGUGGGGCUGGGACUUUAAGAAUUCUAAAAUCCGUCUGCACGACCGAGAGUUUACUUUGAAAAUUGUUGAUACGGCAGGACAAGAAGUAUUUCAAGCGAUGACACCACAAUUCAUACGAAAAGUUCAAGGCAUUGCUAUUGUGUAUGUCGUAACAGAGGAGUACUCCCUUACAGAAGGUGUUCCCAGAAUGUACCAGUUGAUUAAGGCUUAUGCACCAGACAAUGUGAGUUUAAUUUUAGUGGGUAAUAAAGCAGGGGAGGGAGAACACGUCAUCACCAGAGAGGAAGGGGAAAACUUAGCCAAAAAGCUUGGAAUUAGCGACAUUGAGACAAGUGCAAAAACUGGCCUAAAUGUUGAAGAAAUGUUCUCAAUAAUUGCAAACGAGAUCUAUGACAAUUUAGAUUUGUCUGAUAUUGAUAUGUACUUCUCAGAUGGAAGAGAUGUAAUCAAUGUCAGAAAUGAU